ACAAAAACAUCUAAUAAAUUGUUAUCUGUAAAUACAGAAAUAAUGUUUUUCUGUGAUUAAAUGUGGAUUUGUACGACAUAUCCCAGGAAAUAAAUUUUAGAUUGCCAUUUCUUGUGGUGACCAAUGUUAUCAACUUUUUAUCAAACCUAAAAGCUUGUGUGCGAUCGUGGAUUGUUUUUAUUAUUGUUUGACCGCCGAAUCAUGAAGUUCACAUCGUUGGUUUUAGUAUUAAGUAUUUUCAUACUAAUUAGUGUUAACGCUCAACUUGAAGCAAAGUACCACACAAAUGAAGAAUUACACGAGUAUAUGAUUAACUUUACUAUUCGAUUUCCAUAUAUAUCUACAGUAUAUUCAAUUGGACAAUCAGUACGAGGUGUUGAAUUGUUAGUUCUUAAACUCACUACAACAGAAGAUUUAUUAGCACCGAAUGUGAAACUUGUCGGGAAUAUUCACGGAAAUGAAGCAAUAUCGCGGGAAGUUUUAUUACAAUUCAUUGAGUUAAUUGGAACUAGUUAUAAUGUGAAUUCUACUUUUGCAACAUUACUAAACACGACUAUCCUCCAUAUUCUUCCGAGUUUAAAUCCGGAUGGAUUUAGUCGUAAGCAGAUUGGUUUGUGUCAGGGUUCCGUUGGCAGAGACAACGCAAAUGAAGUUGACUUAAAUAGAAAUUACCCAGAUUAUUUCACCAAAGUCAAAGUCAUCGAACAGCCGGAAACUUUCGCGAUUAAACAAUGGUUAAACACAACGAGAUUUGCAUUGUCUGCGGCUUUCCACAGUGGAACUUUAGUUGCAAACUAUCCAUUCGACUCUCCUAAGCAUGUAGACUCUGGAAUGGAUACUGAAGAGUCAAUAGCACCGGAUGAUGAUAUUCUUAAACAUUUGGCUCUUGUUUAUGCAAAAUCACACACUCGCAUGCAAAAUCCUAACGAGUGCAGUGAUGACUUUGGCUUCGUCAAUGGAAUUACCAAUGGAGCCAAAUGGUAUGAAAUCCAAGGCGGCAUGGGAGAUUACAACUACGCAUUUGGUGGUGUCAUGGAGCUGACGCUCGAAAUAUCCUGCUGCAAAUUUCCGAUGACAAGAGAGAUUGGGAAGAUUUUCGACGAAAAUAAAGCAGCGUUGAUAGCGUAUGUUUCGGAAGCUCAACGAGGGGUUCGGGGCACAAUCGUCGAUUAUAAUAUUGACAUGAAGUUGCAAAUCAAAGGACGAGAUAUACCAUUUUAUCCGGAUUCAAUGGGACGAUUUUGGAGAAUACUUUUACCUGGAAGAUACACUUUAUUGAUUAUACAAAACAAUACAAUACAAAAGAGCGUGCCAUUUAGUGUUAAUAAUUCGUCAGCAACUAUUUUACAUUUGGAAAUGUCAAAAAAAGUCACCGAGAAAAAUGAGAGCACCCAAGGAACCAAAAAUAUUAUUGAAGAUUCUAAUGUCACUUCUACAACAUUACCUACGACAAAAGCAGUCUCUGAAUUCAUUUCUCCAACUACAUCUACACCAAAAAAAUCUUCCAACGCAAUUCGACUUGUGUGCACAAAUUAUUUGCUUUUAAUGUUUUCUUUCUUAAUAAUUAAUGUGUGAAUCAUAUAUAAGUUUUUAGUCUAUUUUAGCAUUGCAUGAACCUGCUUCCACUUGUCGAUUUGGUAAACAACAUAUUGUCGCCGUACUAAUAUAAUUUAUGACAAACCA
Molecule: messenger RNA, 1683 nt
Organism: Dalotia coriaria
Lineage: Eukaryota; Metazoa; Arthropoda; Insecta; Coleoptera; Staphylinidae
Product: carboxypeptidase D-like
Exons: 6
Coding region: 202-1575 (457 amino acids)
Biological process (GO): protein processing; peptide metabolic process
Molecular function (GO): zinc ion binding; metallocarboxypeptidase activity
Source: RefSeq, a predicted model, not a curated record